Messenger RNA from Exophiala spinifera, 993 nucleotides. RefSeq lists its product as uncharacterized. NCBI's taxonomy places the organism in Eukaryota, Fungi, Ascomycota, Eurotiomycetes, Chaetothyriales, Herpotrichiellaceae. The record is from RefSeq and is a predicted model, not a curated record. The transcript has 2 exons. Bases 1 to 993 code for a protein of 330 amino acids. Gene Ontology annotation, cellular component: cytoplasm.
AUGCCGGAAUUGGUAGGAAAGAAGAUUGGUCCAACAGGUUUCGGCCUCAUGGGCUUGCCACUUCGUACUCCCCCGCUCCCCGAGUCCCAAAUCUUCUCCACGCUCCGCGCGGCGGUCGAGACAGGCUGCAACUUCUGGAACACGGGCGAGUUCUACGGCACGCCGGACCGCAACACGCAGACCAUGAUGGCGGCGUACUUUCGCAAGUACCCCGAGGACGCGGCCAAGGUGGUGCUGAGCGUCAAGGGCGCCUUCGCGUUCGGGCCGAUGGUGGGCGACGGGCGGCCCGAGGCAAUCAAGGCCAGCAUCGACAAGAUCCUGCACGACCUCGACGGGACGAGGAAGACGAUCGACGUCUUCGAGAUGGCCCGCGUCGACCCCAGCGUGCCCCUGGAAGUGUCGCUCAAGUACCUCGACGAGGAGUACGUCCGGAAGGGGAUCGUGGGCGGGAUCGCCCUGAGCGAGGUCUCGGCCGACACGGUCCGCCGGGCCGCGGCCAUCACCACCGUCGUCGCCGUCGAGGUCGAGCUGAGCCUGUGGUCGACGCACGUCCUGGAGAACGGCGUCGCCGCCGCCUGCGCCGACCUCGGCAUCCCCCUGGUCGCCUACUCCCCGAUCGGCCAGGGCAUGCUGACCGGCCAGAUCAAGUCCCUCGACGACCUGGCCCCGGACGACCUGCGCCGCAUGUACCCCCGGUUCCAGCCCGACGCCUUCCCCGUCAACAUGCAGCUCGUGGCGCGGGUCGAGGCCCUGGCCGCACAAAAGGGUUGCACCCCGGCCCAGCUCGCCCUGGCCUGGGUCAGGAGCCUCGCGGACAAGCCCGGCAUGCCCGUCAUCAUCCCCAUCCCGGGCUCGACGACGCCCGGUCGGGUGCGAGAAAAUGCCGUCGAGGUCAAAUUGACCCCUGCGGACUUGGCUGGCAUCGAUGAUAUUCUGGCAAAGUUCACCGUUGUGGGACGUCGGUAUCCUGACUCCAUUCCCAUCGAUGGGUGA